GCUGUCAAUCAUUUCUAUGCAUCAAAGGCGCUGAGGCAGACUCUGUCUUCAAUGGAGCAUCACGUUUUGUUCUCCAACAUUCAGCACGUGAUGGCAGCCAGUCAAAAUUUAACUCCUGACUCUUUCAGAUUUCUCAUGGAUCUGGAAACUCGACUGGGAGAAAGUGUUUUAAUAUCUCAGGUUGGCGACAUCGUGCUGCAACACUGCCCAGAUUUUCACCGCCUCUAUGUGCCGUACGUGACCAACAUGAUGUACCAGGAGGCCCUCGUCAACCAGCAGCUGCAGAACAACAGAAACUUCCUGUGUUCACUAAACAAACUUGAGAAUGACCCAGUGUGUCAAAGGCAGACCCUCAAGUCGUUCCUGGUUCUGCCCUUCCAGAGAAUUACUCGUAUUAAACUUUUACUGGAGAGCAUCCUGAGACUGACUGAGCCAAAUUCUGACUCCAUUUCAAAUCUUGAGAAAGCAAUAGAGGCCAUUCACGAGAUCGUGACAAAUUGUGACAAAGGGGUCAAAAAAAUGAAACAAAUUGAGGAGCUGGUCUGCCUGGAGAUGCUGCUGGAUUUUGACAAAGUUAAGGCAGUUCCUGUGGUCGUAAGCAGCCGGUUUCUGGUUCACCAAGGACCCAUGAAACAGCUGACUAUGGAAAACUCAAGAAUGUCGUUCAUCGGCAUCCAUGUCCACCUCUUUAAUGACCUUUUGAUCAUCUCCUCUGAAAAGGAUCAACGGUUCAUGGUUUUGGAUCACGCUGAAUUCCCUGAAUAUGUGACCGUUGAGCAUCUGAAGACUGAAGUUCUCAGUUUACCCCCAGAGUCCUUUCUGCUGCAUCUUGCUCAGAGCCAAACAGGAAAUCCGUAUGCAAUGAUAGUUGUUGCACAGACAAGGUAA
Messenger RNA from Acanthochromis polyacanthus (spiny chromis), 888 nucleotides. RefSeq names its product rho guanine nucleotide exchange factor 19. Gene Ontology annotation, cellular component: cytoplasm; nucleus. The transcript is spliced from 7 exons. Gene Ontology annotation, molecular function: guanyl-nucleotide exchange factor activity. The record is from RefSeq and is a predicted model, not a curated record. The coding region runs from base 52 to 888 and encodes 278 amino acids. Gene Ontology annotation, biological process: activation of GTPase activity. Lineage: Eukaryota; Metazoa; Chordata; Actinopteri; Pomacentridae.